AUGAAGUACUUCAACGUUACAGUAUAUGGAGCUUCAGGUAAAAUCAAUGGAGCAGUGAAAUACUCUACCGAAAGAGAUUCAGACGAAAUUUUCUCUUUUACUACCUACGUCCAUGAUCUUAACGCUGCGAAUCGAUCAAUGAUCAUUCCAUUACCAGCAGUAGUAGAAUCUGGACCGAGAAUGAUCUGCUUGUAUGCUGAUGAGCAACGCGAAGAGCAGGCAGUAUGUCGUAUCAUCGACUACCAUGAGACCCCACUUGAGAUUGACAUUGAACACAACACUUGGCAUGAAAUGGUUGGAAGUUGCCCAACUUGCAAUCAAAUCAAUCUUACUGGUCUUUCGAAGUACUUGAACCCAAUGUCGUGGGUCAACGGCGUAUCUUCGCUAGGCGAAUUUGUCAUGAUGGCCACUGACAUACUCGUCUAUGUCUGUGUCCUUAUCGUGGUUUAUGUGGUGUUGACCAAAAUCGUCAUUCCCAUUUGCAAGUGCUGGAUUUGUCCGAUGUACAUAAUGUCUCGUUCUCGACAUUCUAAAUCAAAAAGAAGGGAGAAGGGCAAACGGAGAGAGGAAGAGGAUGAGGGGAUGAGGGUUUAG
Messenger RNA from Strongylus vulgaris, 594 nucleotides. The record is from the annotation of a GenBank genome assembly. Lineage: Eukaryota; Metazoa; Nematoda; Chromadorea; Rhabditida; Strongylidae.